This is a messenger RNA of Knipowitschia caucasica, 273 nucleotides long. The record is from the annotation of a GenBank genome assembly. NCBI's taxonomy places the organism in Eukaryota, Metazoa, Chordata, Actinopteri, Gobiiformes, Gobiidae.
AUGAGGGGAGGAAAUCAGGCUGGUGCUGGGUCCACAUGUGAAGACAGGAACUUAACAGUCCACAGCCUCACAUUUGGCAAAGAUCCAUCAGAUUUCAGACCAAGCUCUGGUGGAGCAACUCUCAGUCCCAGAUGGAGACACUCAGUCAACGAUGAAGGAGAGAAGCCUUAUCAGAGAGCAGGAUCAACAAACUCAAAUGUCCAGAUACAGACUAAAUACAAGCUGUUGUCCCAAUGCACCUCAAAGACGCCAUCAUCGAUCCAGCUGCGAUGA